Strongylus vulgaris is the source of this 1176-nucleotide messenger RNA. The record is from the annotation of a GenBank genome assembly. Lineage: Eukaryota; Metazoa; Nematoda; Chromadorea; Rhabditida; Strongylidae.
AUGUUGGUCGCCGAUCUGCAGGAAAAUGAGUUCAUUUUUGGAAUAGCGCUUUGUAAACUGCUCUGGUUCAGUGAAGGCACUAACAAGACGCUCUCACCAAUGAUUCUUACUGCUCUAUCCAUAGAUCGGUACAUAGCCGUUUGCAAACCUGCACUGAUUUGGAUGCGACAGACAAAAUUUGCUGUUUUUGUUGUUUCCGUCUGCAUCAUGGCGUCUUUACUCUUUAUCGCUCCUAUAACAGCGCAUGCCAAAAUCGCGGAUAUGGAGGAUUUUAAUGGAAUGGUGUACAGGAAGUGUACAUUGGACGAAAACCUUUGGUUCGAUUUGGUACACACACUCACUUGUUACGUCGCCCCAGUAGUACUAAUAUUCUCUGUCUACAUCGUGAUCUUAGUCAAGCUAUUUCGACAUACGCGAUUUUCGACCGUCGGCCGAAAAACUAGCAUCUCUCUAUCCAGAGUGGUCAAGUGCUCAGUGCUCGUCGUCGCUUUUUAUUUCAUUUGUUGGACUCCAUAUUGGACAAUGCGAAUCCAAGCUUUGAUGAAUGAAGCGGAAAAAAAUGUUGGAGUAACGUAUGGGAAUGACACUAUGGAUUAUGAAGAUGUCACAGAAGAGACGGGCACACCAGUGAAUGGCAUAUUUAUAAUGUACCUAAUGCAUUCACUUCCGUAUGCCCAAAGCGCAUUCAACUGGUUAUUCUAUGCGUUUCUUAAUCGGAAUCUACGUAACUCGUCCGGCCGGUGCAGCAAUGGCGUACGAUCCGUGCCGAUGACGAGUACGAUCAUCCUUGAAAACGGUGCAAGUUCGGCAAGUGGAUUGACGCCCCUUUGGAAGAAUAUCCAAAAUGUGGGCACUCAGCUGAAAACAGCCAGCAUUGAUACGGGAAAUGCGUUGAUGAGGAUGUCACCGUUUCGUACUCGUUCACGGAUUCAGUCGAGGAGCUCAACAUAUCUGGACUCCACGUAUCUAGAUCAUCUCAUGCCACCUCCACCUGCGGGCAGUGCCUCAUUGUUAGAUCUCCAACGGCGACCGUCAACUCUUAUUCCUCGACAAGAGCCGUCAUUGGUCGGGAAAGCGUUAUCCUUUUCCGAUUUACCACAUUCUCAUUUGAUCGAGAAGCCCAGCGAACCGACACCGUCAGCAGUGUCGGAAAGUUCAUCGGUUGAAUGGUUAUGA